AUGGACAUGGACGUGGACAAACUUAUUCACGCAACAAUUAACAAAAUCAAUCAACGAAAUACCUCAGAUUUUGGAAAAAUUACAAAAACCUCAUCACACUUGGUCUUGGUCCUACAUUUCUAUUGACUUUACGAAUACUCCGUACAGAAUACGACCGUCACUCAAAUAGAUCGCAAUUUCCACCAAUCCUUGCAAACUCAUCGCUUUGCCAAUAUUCCAAUCACAACUAAUUUCCGAGACACGACGACGAUCUUCACCUUCUCUUCUAAGCUCUAACCUUCGACUUCUUCAUAGGCCACCGGUGACAUUUCACGGUCAAGAUGUCUCGAGUAACAAACUCAGUCAAGAUCAAUAUCGCGGAGGAUAAUACUGCAUCCAUUGCUGCCCAAAUACCACUCCCAUUGACACCUGCUUCAAAGGUAUUGGCUACUUCAAACGCACACGGAUUAAAUACCAUGGCGCUUCAUGAGAGCGAGGACAUGGACCUCGCACAACAUAUGAAAAACCUUAAAGCUGCAUAUCGAAGUGCUCUCGGCAUCACAAAGAAAGGAAAAAAGCACAACAAGAACAAGACCAAGGGAAAGCAAGAAUAUUCGAGUGAGAUAGAACAUACCAAGGAUAUCAUCCAAGAGGUCGAAGGCAGUGAGAGUAUCGUCGGUCAUUCAAACUCUAUUCAAGCCACUCCAAAUACAGGAUCUGUUUCAGGAAUUAUUGCAAACCCACCUGGUGUCCGUCCUGAAAUGCCCAUGUCAAAUUCCGAGUCUCCGAGGAUUCUUACUGAUCAAUUGAGAUCCGUACAACCACUUCAAAUCAUGGAACAAGCUAUGUUUCAUCAAUUACCACAGUCAGGAAGAAUCACUCGAGGUCAAGUUGCGAGACAGCAAGCAGGUCAGUAUGAUGGAGGUAUUUCAUUUCCUAGAGUGGCCGACACUGGAGAUGUUUUCUGGAAAUCACCUCAAGCCUCCAGUUAUAGUCAAUCUUCUUUCGCUGGUCCUCCCUUUCUUUUGCGAACUGGAAAUUUCAUUCAACAGAGACAUGAACAUAACACUAAUCCCUAUUAUGCUUUAGCGAUGAAGAAUAGUGUCAAAACAGAGACAAAGAAUAUCGAGUCUUUUACAGCAGAAAAGCUUCGAUCAAUCUCGAAUGAGAACGAUCGUCCGGCUAUUUCUGUCAAAUACCCUUUGACAAAGCAGGUCAAAACACUGGAGCAAAUCGAAAGAGCUUAUGAGGCUAAGGAGGCAGCAACUCCUGCUCGUCAUUCUUCUUCAGCUGGAGUUGAAGAGGACUCCUUCAUUGACAUAAUAAUAAGUCGAUCACCAGCUAAGCCAGUUUCCCGUAUCGAAGAUUCCUUGGAGGAGCUUGACAAUCUGGAGGAUGCUAUUGACGCACUUGAUGAAGCUACCACCGUCGAGAAAUUUGUUGCUACUUCAACCAAGAAGGUCACUAUUCCAACUGAAGUUUCCUCUGAGAGUGAUUCAAGAGAAUCGCUCAGACGAGGAUUCAUUGAGGAAAUUCCUGCCACUGGAUUGCGCGUACGUGUGCGUGGUACUCUAUCAUCUUCACAAAGACCAAAAUCCACCUACGCAACAGUACGUGUCAAGCCUACAGCAACCAAAGAACCAACUCUCAAAAAGGCUAAGUCGAUGACUUUCGAAAGUUCUAGACCCAUUGUCAGCCCAGAAAAACAAACAAUGGUAUCUCCAAGCAAAGUACCACGCCCAGCUAGUCUCCUUCCUCCGAAGUCGCCAACAAAAUCUACGAAGCCACCUACCAAAGCAAUCUUUGAGCUUCCUGGUGAUGCUGUCGCUAAGCGGUUGAAGGAACAAAGAGAAGCACGUAUCGCGCAGCGAGAAUCAUCUGAGAUGACUAUUGUUAAAACUACUCCAGGCAGGAUCAAGUCAACAAAACCACCCACCAAAUCCUCUCAAUUUGAGCUGCCUGGCGAAGCAUACUCCAGGCGUAAAAGGGAAGCACAUGAGGCAAGAGUCAAAGCUCAAGAAGAAGAAGAUCGCAAAAGACGUGAAUUCAAGGCUAGACCCAUGAGCAAAUUUGUUGCUUCUCGCACUCUUCCUCGCGAUACAGCCGCCAGUCGUGCCCGUCAAAGCAAAACAGGUGGUGAAAGUAGUGAUACUAGCGGUCUUACUUUAAGUAAGCGCGGAUCUAUAGUCGGCGCACAUCGUCCAUCAAUUCUCGACAUGCAAAAAGUCAACGUAACCAGCUCAUCUCCACGCACUAAAGCCCCACCUGCACCUCUUACACGCAAAGCAUCUUCCCAUCCUCAUAAUCCUCGUGUGACCAUGCAACGUACGGUCUCUGAUUCGGAUCAAGAGUCGCAACGUCAACGUGCAAAGGAACUUUAUAAUAGAGAUGCGCAGUAUACGGCAGAAAUUGAGAAGGAGAAGAAAGACCGUGAGGCGGCUGCUAAACGUUCUAGAGAUGAAGCUGCGGAGAAGGGUAGACAGGCUAGUAGGGAAUGGGCAGAGAGACAGAAGGCUAAGAGGAUUUCCCAAGCGAUGAGUGAUGCUAGUCCUCGUGGUAAUGCUUUUCUUUAAGGGAAAAGUUGCCUAAGGAUUUAUGAUGGUUUGAAGGUCAUGUCGAGUUUGUACGAUCUUUGUGGUUCUCUUAAUGGGUUGUAUUUUGUGAUGAGCGUAUGUGUUAAGAGUUUGUAUAUUUUAUCCUGGUUCCUUUCAUACCGGAUUCGACUUUGUAUCAAUCCUGAUGUUACUUUCUUCUCUUUUCUUUUGAUAACUAUUAGGGGAGCGAGGGCAUGGUAGGGGUACUGGGCUUGGGAAGAAACAUUUCAUGUUUUGAGUUCAACAGUAUUUUUUUUCUCUCCAAGGAAUGAGGAAUAGAUAUACUUUGGAUGGGUUAACGUUAGGAGUUCAAAAGAGUAUUAUGGUUAGACUCGUGGUGUAUAGUAUUUGUACCGCUGGGAAAGAAAUAAGAGGUGCUUGCUUGCUUGUAUGUAUAUUCUUAGGGAAUUCGAAGGUGUUAUUUUUAAGGAUUGAUUACAUGGGCAUGGGGAUGGGUAUGAUACCAUGGGGUGAAGGGGCUGUGUAUGUAUUAUUGGGAUGGAUAGCUUCAGGUCGGAUGUGCUUGAGCUCAGGACUGGGACUGGGACUGGGACUUGGACUGAAGGGUUGUAUAGGUAUGAAAGGGGAUGGAUGUUACGAUUAUGAGUGUUUUUGUGUAUUAUUAGGAUUGGGAAUAAGGAUAAGAAUAGGAAUGAGGAUAAGAAGAAGAAGAAGAAUAAAUGAUUAUUUUAUUAUUAAAAUUAUAAUCAUUAUUAUAU
Molecule: messenger RNA, 3292 nt
Organism: Sclerotinia trifoliorum
Lineage: Eukaryota; Fungi; Ascomycota; Leotiomycetes; Helotiales; Sclerotiniaceae
Source: the annotation of a GenBank genome assembly